AUUGUAUACCCUGUUUUUUGUUGCGAGUUUACACGUUUGUUUUAGUUGCCGUAGAAUUUAUUAAACAAAAAUGGAUUUUGGUGCUGAAGACAAUCUUACAGUGGAGGAAUUGCACUUUAUAGGUGACUUGGACAGUCGCCAGUUUGGUUUUCUAAAGCUGACAGCACCUGAAAAUGCACCCAUACGGAUUAUCGUUGAGCGUGCCGUGAAAAUUCUACAAAAUAUUAUUAUAUCCGCAAAAGAAAAUGAAGAGGGUGAUAAGACAGUAAUAAAAUCCGAGGACGUGCCUGAAAAUACAAACUCACAUGUGAUGAAGACAGAGCAGGGAAUUGAUGAACUAUUGCAGGAAAAUAGUACCCAAGUGCCUGUUGACUUUCCAAGUAAAAAAAGGAAAGAAGAAGAAACCGCCAACCAAAAAUCAGAGGAAUCUGUUACAACUCAGGAAAGUGGUGAUAAUAACAAAUUGCGCGUAGAUGAUAUGACGUAUUGUAAAUUGGGGCACUUACAUUUGCUUCUCGAAGAAUAUGAUGAAGCGCUUGCAGCUUAUCAAAAAUACUAUCAAUUGUGCCCAAAAAAUUGGAAAAAUUUGCCUUUUCUAUAUGGUCUUGGAAUGGUGUAUUUUCAUUUUAACGCAUUUAGAUGGUCUAUUAGAGCGUUUCGCAAUCUGCUUUAUCAGGAUCCAAAUUUUAUACGUGCAAGCGAGGCACAUUUGCGUGUGGGGCUUAUGCUAAAAGUUUUUGGGGAAUACAAAUUAUCGCUAAAGCACUUGAAACUAGCACAGAUUGACAAUUCUCCAUGUACUUUCUCUAAGCUACAAAUAAAAUUCCAUAUUGCUCAUCUGUAUGAAGUUCAUAAUAAAUACAAAGCGGCCAAGGAGGCCUACGAGCAUCUACUUAAUAGUAAAGAGCUGACAUUGGAAUUGAAGGCAGAUAUAUAUAGACAAUUAGGAUGGAUGUAUCAUUGUGUAGAGUCAUUGGGCGAAAAAAAACAACGAGAUAACUAUGCAAUAAUAUGUUUACAAAAGUCAAUUGAAGCAAAUCCGAAAUCAGGACAAUCACUGUAUUUAUUAGGCAGAUGUUAUGCCGGAAUCAAUAAGGUGCAUGACGCAUUCAUAGCUUACAGAAAUUCGGUGGAAAAGAGCGAGGGAAACGCCGAUACUUGGUGCUCUAUUGGUGUAUUAUAUCAGCAACAGAGUCAACCAACAGACGCUUUACAAGCGUAUAUAUGUGCAGUUCAACUUGAUAAAAACCAUAAAGCGGCGUGGACAAAUCUAGGAAUAUUAUAUGAGAGUUGCGGGCAACCAAGGGACGCUUAUGCAUGUUAUUUGAAUGCUACAAGAAGUAUAAAAAAUAACAUACAACCAAAAACUACUGCUAACGAUAACAAAGCUGGAAAUUUAAAUUUAAAGUUACGUACAACUGGAAAUUUAACAACGCGGGAGUGUCAAGGUUUGGGUAAAGGCUUAUCGCAGCGCAUUAAAUUUUUAGAGGCGCAGUUAGCCCAAGCGCCGAUGCCAAGUAUUACUUCGAAGAGAAGACAACUUUGUUCAAUUGAAGAAGCGUGGAAUUUACCAAUUUCAUUGGAAAUGAGCUCGAGACAACAACAUCAACAGGCUAACCAAUCGCAGCAACGUCAAUAUGGCAAAAGUGCACAUGGUUCGGUAAUACAAGGACCACCACCACCUUAUCCACAUCAACAACAAAAUUUAAAUACCGUACCAUCAAAACGUUUCAAAGAUGAGGGCCUUCAACAAGCUGGAGAGACGGGGAAUCGCCCAGCUCAGCCAGCUUUCUACUUAUCCCAACAGCAGUUACAAACAUUACAAUUUCUGCAACAAAACCAAAGUACACUUAAUCAUCAAGAACAAACAUUGUAUCAGCAACUUAGCAACCAAUAUCGCCUUAUGCAACAAUACCAACAGGCAAUGCGGCAACAGAAUAAUACCACCACGUGUCAAAUGCCGCAAAAUGUACAAUCACAACAGUUGCAAUCUCCAUCACUGCAGACAGCGACACAUUCUACAGGGACACCGUCUUCAGCGUUAACGCCUUCAUCUUCUAAUGAAGCGACGACAGCCAAUUCGAGUGCUGGUUCAAUUGAUGAGCAAGCAAAGUCUGCAAUGCCAAAGGCAUCAUCAUCUUCAACAACAAAUGAAGCUGGUGUAUUGACGCAAUUAUCACCAAGUAGUGAUCAAUUGGGGGUAAGCGAUCAAGAACUUCAAGUGUUUCUCUCACAAAAGGGCUUAACAUCUACUUUUGCUGAAGACCUUUUAAAGACAUUCAAUCCCGAGAGUCUAGAAAUUAAAGAGGAAGAUAUCGGAAGUACUGCCGAAGAUUUAAUUAAUGGUCUUGACAAAAACUUGCCCUUAGAUGAUAAAAGCAAUAUGCGCAUUUUAAAUGAAGACGCUACUCAACAAACGGGAGUAGCGGACUCUGCUAGUAGUGCCACAGACGUUGGCAUUGUAAAAGAAGAAGCUACCGGUGCGCAGGAAGACGCAGAUGUGAAACUUGAAAAUUUCUUAGAUGGUGAUAAUGAAGAUAAAGAAAAAAAUGAUGAUGAUCUCGAAGAACCAUCAAAAUUUAGCAUACAAAUGGAUUCCAAGCAGCUAAUUGCCGCUGUAAAAAAUCUUUCUCUUGAUGAACCACCGCCCCAUUGUUCUGUGUUACAUAUAAAUGCGCCGCCCCCUUCGCCACCCGACUGCCCGCCGCAACGUUUAACCCGUGAACAACUACUGCCGCCCACACCAUCAGUUCAUCUAGAAAAUAAGAAACACGCCUUCAGUCCACAACUGCAAGAGUUUUGUCUAAAACAUCCAAUAGCUGUGGUGCGUGGCUUAGCGGGUGCACUUAAAUUGGAUUUAGGUUUGUUCUCUACAAAAACACUUGUCGAAGCGAAUCCCGACCACAGUGUCGAAGUGCGCACACAAGUGCAUCAAUCGCCCGAUGAAAAUUGGGAUGCAUCGCAGGCAAAAAGAGUUUGGGCGUGCAUUUCGCAUAGAUCACAUACCACAAUUGCGAAAUAUGCGCAGUAUCAAGCGUCGAGUUUUCAAGACAGCUUAAAGGAUGAGCAUGACAAAGGACCAGCCGGCAUGCAAACAAUGUCUGACUCAGAUUCUAAAGACUCGGUGACGAAUUCAAAUGUUAGUGGGAAACGGAAAAAGCACAAAAAUGGCAACAAAAUGUUGAGAUUCGGCACCAAUGUAGAUUUAUCUGACGAACGCAAGUGGCGUUCACAAUUGGCUGAACUCCAAAAAUUGCCGGCAUUUGCACGUGUCAUUUCGGCUGCAAAUAUGUUAUCGCAUGUGGGCCAUGUCAUCUUGGGUAUGAACACAGUGCAAUUGUAUAUGAAAGUGCCGGGUAGUCGUACACCAGGUCAUCAGGAGAACAAUAAUUUUUGUUCUAUAAACAUAAAUAUUGGACCGGGAGAUUGUGAAUGGUUCGCUGUACCCGAUGCAUAUUGGGGUGGCAUACAUAAUCUAUGCGAAAAGAAUAAUAUCAGCUAUUUGCAUGGUUCAUGGUGGCCGGUUUUGGAAGAUUUGUAUAAAGAGAAUAUACCCGUUUAUCGCUUUAUCCAACGGCCGGGCGAUUUGGUGUGGGUUAAUGCAGGUUGCGUACAUUGGGUGCAGUCAGUUGGUUGGUGUAAUAAUAUUGCAUGGAAUGUCGGUCCAUUAACGGCGCGGCAAUAUUCUCUUGCCAUCGAACGGUACGAAUGGAAUAAAUUGCAAAACUUCAAAAGCAUUGUGCCGAUGGUGCAUCUUAGUUGGAAUCUAGCGAGAAAUAUUAAAGUAUCAGAUCCAAAACUGUUUGAGCUUGUCAAAAUGUGUCUUCUCCAGACUUUAAAAAAUGUUUUGCAUACCUUAGAAUAUGUGAAAUCAAAGGGCGUGGAAGUACGAUUUCAUGGACGAGGAAAAAAUGAAGCAUCGCAUUACUGUGGACAAUGCGAGGUUGAAGUAUUCAACAUUUUAUUCAUACGCGAACAGGAGAAACGUCAUGUUGUCCACUGUAUGGCGUGUGCACGCAAGCUAUCACCAAAUUUACAAGGCAUCGUUUGUCUAGAGGAAUAUCGAUUAAGUGAACUUUUACAAAUAUACGAUGCAUUCACAUUGUAUAAAGUACCACCACAGACACUGCCACAAAGUCCGAGUUCGUCGAAUAUUUAAUACUAUAACAAUUAUAAAAAUAAUGGCAACAACGGUAAUGAUGAUGAUCAUGCUAAUUAUGUAUGAUAAAUUAUAAAGACAUUCGUUAGUUGAUUUGCAUAGAAUUUUUUUUUUGUCUCGUAGUAAUUUGUCGGUAGGUCUAUUGCUAAUAUUAAAUAAUUAUACAAUUUUUAUAAAAUAGACAACAAAACAAAAAAAAAAAAA
Ceratitis capitata (Mediterranean fruit fly) is the source of this 4363-nucleotide messenger RNA. RefSeq names its product lysine-specific demethylase 6A (gene Utx). Gene Ontology annotation, cellular component: MLL3/4 complex. Gene Ontology annotation, molecular function: RNA polymerase II cis-regulatory region sequence-specific DNA binding; protein binding; chromatin DNA binding. Bases 71 to 4159 code for a protein of 1362 amino acids. Gene Ontology annotation, biological process: regulation of gene expression. The transcript is spliced from 15 exons. The record is from RefSeq and is a predicted model, not a curated record. NCBI's taxonomy places the organism in Eukaryota, Metazoa, Arthropoda, Insecta, Diptera, Tephritidae.